Messenger RNA from Thamnophis sirtalis, 1572 nucleotides. Lineage: Eukaryota; Metazoa; Chordata; Lepidosauria; Squamata; Natricidae. The record is from RefSeq and is a predicted model, not a curated record.
GGGGGCUCCCCGAGGACUUCCUGAGCUCCCUGGAGAAGGCGGAGGAUGGCAAGCUGAAGGUCACCCUCAAGUACCCCCAUUACUUUCCCCUGAUGAAGAAGUGCCACGUGCCUGAGACCCGGAAGCGGAUGGAGGAGCGGUUCAACUCCCGCUGCAAGGAGGAGAACUGCCGGAUCCUGCAGCAACUGGUAGAGCUGCGGGCCCAGAAGUCGGCGCUCCUGGGGUUUGAGACCCACGCGGCCUUUGUGCUGGAGAUGAACAUGGCCAAGGAGUGCAAGACGGUGGCCUCCUUCCUGGACGAGUUGGCGGCCAAGCUGAAGCCGCUGGGCGAGAAGGAGCGAGCGGUCAUCCUGGGCCUGAAGCAGAGGGAGUGUGAGCAGCGGGCGCUGCCCUUCGACGGGCGCAUCAACGCCUGGGACAUGCGCUACUACAUGAACCAGGUGGAAGAGACCCAGUACAGCGUGGACCAGAACCUGCUGAAGGAGUUCUUCCCCAUGCAAGUGGUGACCGACGGCCUGCUGGGCAUCUACCAGGAGCUGCUGGGGCUGACGUUCCGCCGGGAGGAGGAUGCCCGGGCCUGGCACGAGGAUGUCCAGCUCUACACCGUGCAGGACCUGGCCUCCGGAGAGACCCUCGGCCAGUUCUACCUGGACCUUUACCCGCGGGAGGGCAAAUACGGGCACGCGGCCUGCUUUGGGCUGCAGCCCGGCUGCCUCUUGCCGGACGGCAGCCGCCAGACCGCCGUGGCCGCCAUGGUGGCUAACUUCACCAAGCCGACGCAGGAGGUGCCUUCCCUGCUGCAGCACGACGAGGUGGAGACCUACUUCCACGAGUUCGGCCACGUGAUGCACCAGCUGUGCUCCCAGGCCGACUUUGCCAUGUUCAGCGGGACCCACGUGGAGCGAGACUUCGUGGAGGCCCCGUCGCAGAUGCUGGAGAACUGGGUGUGGGAGAAGGUGCCCCUGCAGCGCAUGGCCAGGCACUACAAGACGGCCGAGCGCAUCCCCUCCGAACUGCUGGAGAAGCUCAUCCGCUCCCGCCAGGCCAACACCGGGCUCUUCAACCUGCGGCAGAUCGUCUUGGCCAAGGUCGAUCAGGCGCUUCACAGGCAGCCGAAAGCGGAUCCCGCCGAGGAAUACGCCCGGCUCUGUGAGGAGAUCCUGGGGGUCCCAGCCACGCCGGGUACCAACAUGCCGGCCACCUUCGGCCACUUGGCAGGAGGCUACGACGCCCAAUACUACGGCUACCUGUGGAGCGAGGUUUACUCCAUGGACAUGUUCUACACCCGCUUCAAGCAGGAGGGAGUCAUGAACUCUAAGGUGGGGCUGGACUACCGGAACUGCAUCCUGCGGCCAGGCGGGUCAGUGGACGCUGCGGAGAUGCUGCUCCAGUUCCUUGGAAGGUCCCCCACCCAGGACGCCUUCCUGGAAAGCAAGGGGCUGGCCGUGGCCCCCGGCCCCCUGCCCUCGGCGUGCUGAGCGCCUGCUGCCCCUCCGUGGGACAGCCGGGGACAUGGCCCUCUCCCGGGGGCUGCCCCUGUGGUAGAUUUAGUGGUGUGCUUGGAUUGAAGCU